CACCACUAGUACUGAUAGAAAACAGUGUCACUAGUUUUUGGUUACAUAAAAUAAAGUUGACAGUGUGAUUGAAAUUACUGAACUUCCUAUGUUUCAAUUUGAAGUUUACAAUAAUAUCACUGAAAAAACAGUUGUUUUAGAUCCUGUAUAUCACAAAACAUCUAAUGGACAAGAAUCUGUUGAAGGUUUUAAAAAUAAUCUGCUAGAAGAAGUUGCUGAAGAGCUGAAAAAUUGUCAAGAAAAUUGCGGUGAACGAGGUCAAACUGAAAAAGACUGGUCGAAAAUAACAGAGAGGCGUGGAGCAGGACCCAUUCUCCGCGAGAACUCUUUAAAGCUCAUAGAGAACUCCACAAUGUUUGUCUUUCAAUGGAACAAGAGCAGAUACACUUGCUUCUGCUGCAAAGAGCCUUUUAUAUACAUCAGCUCAUUGAGAGACCACAUGUUAGAACAUAGCUUGCAAACUAUCGAAAAGAAAAUUAUAAAUCAGCGGAACAAGCUACUUAAAGUAGAGAUUUCGUUGUUAAAAUGCAAGAUGUGUGAUAAACAGAUAACCAGUCUCGAGGAAUUACGGCAGCACCUACAGAAUAUCCACGAAAUAAAAGUGGGAGAUGGUCAGGAUCUGUUAGUGGCCUACAAAAUACAAUCGGAAGGAUUGCAGUGUCAAAUGUGUGCGGAGACUUUUAGUAAUUUCAGACUAUUAAGCAUACACGUAAACCGUCAUUACAAGAAUCAUAUUUGCGACGUUUGCGGCACCAGUUUUGCCAACUUAGUCUUUUUGAACUUGCAUAAGACGCGGUCUCACAAAACAAUCCGAUGUGAGGAAUGCAAUUUAAACUUUCCAAGUCGUUCCGAGAAGAGACACCAUGAUACAAUCGAGCAUGACGUGAAGUUUGUGCGGAAGCAGCGGUUUCCGUGUCCUUAUUGCCACGAACGGUUCUUCCAAGAGAACUUCAAGGUGCAGCAUUUGGUUGAGAAGCACGGAUUGGUUCGGCCCGAGCACAAAUGUCCGUUGUGUUUCAAGGAGUUCAUAACGCGGAGUUUGCUGAACAAUCACGUUAAAAAUGUGCAUAAGAAAGAGAGGAAGCACGAAUGCGAUGUAUGCCACAACGCUUUUUACACUAAAUCGGAUGUACUGAGACACAGGGUAACUCAUACGGGUGAGAAAAAGUUCUCUUGCUCUCUUUGCCACAGUGCUUUCGCUACAAAGGAUUCUUUGCGCAGGCAUAUGAAAAGAAACGCUUGUAGAUCAUAAGUCUACAGCGUUCAGAUGGGUGUAUCCGAUUCUAAAGUAUUGCCAGCUUAAGCUGGCAAUACCUUAGAAUCUGUCUGUCAGUAUGGAUCUGGUUAACCAUUACGACGCAAUGCAAAAACGCAUGACGCAAGAGUUUGGCGGUUGAGCGCGCUAUCGUCGAGAACUACUGAUUCGAAUUGGAAAAUCUUUGUGAGUUGUAUAGUCCAUAUAUCGAGGAAGGCUAUAAGGCUUCAUAACCUCACACUACGAUCAAUAGGAGCGGAUCAUCAAUGAAAAAUGUUUCAAAAAAGGGUACAAAUUAAUUAUUGAGAACCUACGAUGUGUGCGAUGCAUAAAUGGCCAAAGGUCAAAAUAAGGUAUGACGGAAUUAUACCCCUUUAAAAGUCCGCAGUCCGUACCAUCCGUCCGUGAUUUAUACGCCGAAGUCGUAAGGGACAAAUUGUAUACGUUCUUUUGUUAUACUUUUCUUUAUGUACUUUUUGUGGUGUGCAAUAAAAGUAUAUUCAUUCAUUCAUUCAUUGAUUGUAAAGAAUAAAAACUUGACAUGUAAUGUUGGAUAUUAGUUCAACUGUCCUUUUUUUACUCACAAUAGCGAUAAAUUAGUUUGAGUAACUUGGGAGUCCAGCUUAUUAACUGUCGUGUAAUUUUUUUUUUUCAAAACAGCCAUGCCUCAAACCUGUAGUAAUCAAUAAUUUAGCAAACGUUACCCGUAAUAUGAGACGAAAAGUCAUGUAGGUUCAGGAUUCAUUCAGCCAGAGAUUUUAGGUAGGCAAGCUUUUUCGAAAGAAAAAGAAAAUGGCGGUAAGCCAAGGUAUUUAUAUUUAUAUUGUUUCUUGUUUUUUUUUUAACUCGUGUAGAAUGAAAACGCACCUUUGAAUGAAAACUGAAA
This is a messenger RNA of Pararge aegeria (speckled wood butterfly), 2141 nucleotides long. Its product is annotated as zinc finger protein 99-like. NCBI's taxonomy places the organism in Eukaryota, Metazoa, Arthropoda, Insecta, Lepidoptera, Nymphalidae. Gene Ontology annotation, molecular function: DNA-binding transcription factor activity, RNA polymerase II-specific; RNA polymerase II transcription regulatory region sequence-specific DNA binding. Gene Ontology annotation, biological process: regulation of transcription by RNA polymerase II. The record is from RefSeq and is a predicted model, not a curated record. Gene Ontology annotation, cellular component: nucleus. The transcript has 2 exons. The coding region runs from base 89 to 1252 and encodes 387 amino acids.